Lucilia cuprina (Australian sheep blowfly) is the source of this 5654-nucleotide messenger RNA. RefSeq lists its product as uncharacterized. The transcript has 5 exons. NCBI's taxonomy places the organism in Eukaryota, Metazoa, Arthropoda, Insecta, Diptera, Calliphoridae. The record is from RefSeq and is a predicted model, not a curated record. Bases 3445 to 5283 code for a protein of 612 amino acids. Gene Ontology annotation, cellular component: nucleus. Gene Ontology annotation, molecular function: DNA-binding transcription factor activity, RNA polymerase II-specific; RNA polymerase II cis-regulatory region sequence-specific DNA binding. Gene Ontology annotation, biological process: regulation of transcription by RNA polymerase II.
ACUAAUUAUUAAACUAAUAAAACUUUAAAAUUAGGAUUUGAAACAUAAAAAUUUUAAUUUAAUAUAAAAAACGCUUAAAUCACACUCAAUUUAAGAGCCGAAUUAAACAGCUUAAGAAAUCACUCAAUAAAGAAAGCUUCACUUUUUUUGUACUUCCAACAAUAACUUUCACUCACAACUAGUUAACAUAAAAUUACACUCACUCUCACUCUUAAUAGCAACUAAAAACUAUAAAUUUUAAGACAAAACAAACAAAAAGAAUUAAACUAAAAACCAAAACAAAAGUAACGUAAUAUUUACUAAAAAAAAACAGAAAACACACUCAUACAACACGAUAAACCAACACUCAUACGUAAAAACAAAUGCUUCCGCAUGCUACGGCUGCUGUAAUAGUAACGAAUGAGAAAAAAAGUUUCCCACAAUGAUUUGUAAAGCACAGCACAGCGCCACUAUAUAGUUGAGCAGAAGAAGCAUGAAACAAAAAGCUUAAAAUUAUUACGAGUAUGAACAAACAAUUUUCUUGGGGAUGGUGUAUGUGUGAGUGUGUUGUUUCCCAACACACAGAGAGCGUAAAAGCUUAAACUCAGUUAAUAAUAGUUAUUUUAGCCAAAAGCAAAAGCAGUAGCCUGAGUAAAAAAUGAAUUCUUUUUUGGUUUUGUUUUUGAUCGUGCUGAGUGAAAGAAAAGAAAUGCACACUAACUACUGGUCUAAAGCAGCAGUUAAAAGGAAUGUAAUCACUUAAGGGAAGAAAUGUUUUGAAAUUUUAAAACUCACAGUUACCCGUUCGUAUGUUACGCAAAGUAAUAAGUAUAACUUAGACAUAGAUCGUGGACAAUGAGACUAGUCCACGGUCUAUGUCCACGGUGGUCUUUUUCACAGUGUUAGCUAGAGAAGAUUUACAAGCUACUCAUUUUAGUGCUGUGUUAGAAUAUCCGAGAAUAUUGAGUUCUUAUCUAAAGCUUUUUCUCUACAACAUACUCACACCAUCACCGUUAGGAGGGACCCUGUUGACUUGUCAACAGAACCUAGAGUUUAAUUUGUUAAACCGAAGAUCUUUAUCAAAAAAAGGCAACGCCUUAAACGUUAGGUCCGGUAUGAGUAGAGGAAAUAUAGGAACAUACUUGAUCAAUGAAGAGAAAUUAAACUCAUUACACAGAUCUUUGCACGAUUCACUUAUAUCUAUCACAAAAGCUCCCACAUCUUUUACGCAAACUACAUCCUGCAUUUGUAUAAUCAACUUGGGGUCCUGUUGAUUCGGAAUCCUGUUGAUUUCAACACCAGCACCCGAAACUUAUCAUAAAUAACUUCUUGAGUCAAGUUGCAUUGAUACCUAUCACAAAAGCUGACACACUUAUAAAGAGCUCUAUAUGUUGCUCUUGUAAAAGCAACCCAGUUUCAAUAUAUUUUGACUCCGGAUCCAAUAUUUUUUGGGGUCCUUUUGAUUCAGAAUUUUAUCAUUAAUCCCGAAGAUCAUUCAAAUAGAUCAGAUAAGUCGUUUUUACCCUUCCAAUCUUAGAAUACUACCAGUACCUCUAUAUCUAAUGAUUACAAUAACAUUAAAGUGAGAUCAUUUUAAUAAUGUAAAAAGGCCUCGAGACGGCGGUCAGAGUUAGAAUAGUUUUCACUGGGAAUAAGCUUAACGUUUCCCAAAUGAUGAUCCGUGAUAUUCCGUUGAGGUUCAGCAGUAACAUAUCAGGGAGGCCGCGAAAUGCCGCAUUCUUAGUUUGAUAUUUUGUUCUCUUUACGAAUCAGAAUGCACAGUAAUAAGUCAUCGCUAAAAACUUACUCUGAUAAGGAGGAAUUGCGGAGUAAAUGCUUUAAUAACGCUUCUCAACAAAAUCAUGGAAAAAAGAUUAGUAUUACAUGAAAAGAAAGAUCAGAGCUUUAACAAUUGUCUCUCAAUCAUAUUGUUUAAAUCAGAAAAGAACCUCCGGCUAUGGUAGGUUAGUGUUCUAGUUUGGUAGACCGAUGUUUGUAAGUUCGAUUCCCACCUGAACCACUGGUCUAAAAGCGCACAACAGGCCUGAUAAAGAUCUUGGUGUAUAUAUUCUCAUUUAAUGUAUAUACAACCUUCUUUGAAACUAACUUACGGUUCUUAUUAGUUUGAGGUAUUGGGAGCUUCCAUACAAAACUCGGAAAUUCUCUAAAAAAAAAAGCUUUUUUAAGCUUAAUUUAUAUCGAACGAUAUAACUCCUUUAAACCCCGCUCUUUUGCCAUACAAACUAAAAGCGGGAGAAAUAAAAACACAAAACCGAAAAGAAAGAAGACCUGACUGAUAAAUUGGUGAGUGUAUUUCUGUGUAUUUUUCAGACAAUUUGAGUGUGUGUGUGUGUCACUCAAGUCAGCAGCGGUAUUAAUAAAGCGUUUGGAUUUUUGUGUGCGCUUUUUUUCGUACUAGUUGUUGUUAUUGUCUUUCUUUCUUACAAUUGGGUUUUGUGUUUUUUUGUUGUGCUUUUGUUUUGUUUUUGUUUUUAAGUUGGGUUUUCAAAGCGUAUACCCUCUGCACACUAUAGUGGGCUAAAUGGCUGUGGCUGGUUGACGGGUUGGUUGUUUGUUUGUUUGGCUGUCUAACUGAAUGAAGAGCAUUAAGCGUUUUUAGUCAACAUAUGGACACUCACUCUUAAAGCGUUUAGCAACGUUACCGGUGUUAUUAACGGACUUGGAUUUUUUUAACCCGCUUAAAUAAAAAUAAAUAACGAUAUCGUGGUUUCAAAUUUUUGAAAAAGCAAGAAACGUUUUUGCAAAGAUAUAAUCAAAAGAAAAGUUUUUUAAGCAAAAGAAAAACGUGUGAUUAGAAUAGUUUUUUUAAAUAAAUUUUGAUAAAAAUUAAAAUUUUAUAAAAAAGUGAUAUAUUGUUGUUUAUAGAAUUAAAUUCAAAUAGAUAAAAAAUAAUGAUCUCAUUUAACAUUAGAAAUAUUUUAAACAAUCUGUAGCAAAAUUUUAAAUAUAAAAAAUACAUUAAUCACGAAUCAUUUGACAAAAAUAAAAGUGUUUAGAAUUCUAAGAGAAUCGUUAAGAUAUACAAAAUAAAAUUAAAAUUCAAAACUUGCUUGAGAGCCGUGUAGAAAAGUAGACACCUUUAAAUAAAACCCGAAUAAAUGUUCUACUUAAAUUUGAUUUUUUAAAUAUUGUUUCAAUCAAGGUUAAACUUUUGAAUAAAAGUUUUAAAAAAUCUGUGCAUACAUUAAACUUGAAACAGAAAUUUAAGAAUUUCUUAAACAAAAAAAAAUAAAUUUUUUAAAAAGUGUAAAACUACAAGUUUGUUAAAGCUUAAAGCUUGUCAAAAAGAAUAAAAAGCAACAAAUAACUUGCAAUUGAGACAACAACAAAAGAAAUAAGAAUCUGUAAUUGAACGUGUCUUUUAUUUAUGAAUGAAUUUUCCAUGUUGCAAUAUACGAAAUUUAUUUCCGUGUAAUUAUUGUUUUUCUGGUAUUAAUUAAAUGAAUGAAUGUGCGUGAUUUAUCAAUGAGAAUGGAUUAUCAAUUGCCACCGCAAACUUUACAGUUGGCCAGCAAUGCAGUGGUGGGCAGCUUAAUGAACAGCAGCAAUAAUGCACUAAGCCAACAGCAGCUUAAUCAACAGCAAAAUGCUCAAUUACAGCUGCUGCAACUUAAUCAUCAUCAGCAACAACAGCAGCAGCAACAACAGCAGCAGCAACAACAGCAACUUGUGAAUAAUCAACAGCAACAACAGUUGUUAAAUCACAUGACUGGCGGGCAGCAAACAUUGCCCUCUUUAAGUAGUCUACCCCUGCAAGUUGUCAAUCAAUUGCCACAUUUAUUGGCCAAUAAUGCCGUAACGCUAAACAGCAGCAGUAAUAAUAGCAACAACAACAACAACAACAACAACAAUAAUGCAAAUAUUAAUAAUUUAAAUAUACUCAAUAAUAAUUUAAACAACACAUCCUCCGCACUCAACAAUAACAACAACAACUCAAACAACAAUAAUAAUUCAUCGCUUAAUACAAAUCUCACCAACAAUACUCCCAACAAUAAUAACAACAAUAAUAGUACGAGUAAUAAUGUUUUACUACGUAAUACCAUGCAACAUGUGGCAAAUGCCAAUCAACAAUUGCAACAAACCAUUAAUAAUUUAAGUAAUAAUUUGGUUUCCUCUCUACCACCCAGUAGUCAAUUGUUGCAACAUCAUUUACAACAUUUAGCCAAUGUACAACUUAACAAUAACACCAACAGCAAUAAUAACAGCAACAGUUCUUCACCCAGCAACAAUAAUACUGCCACCAGCAAUAACAAUAAUAAUCUCUUGCUGAAUAGCAACAACAACAACAAUCCCUCCACACCAAAUAAUAACAAUCUUGCCACACAUUUAAGUGACAAUGUGGUGGCUCACAAUAUUGUCAAUGGUCUGGUGGGUGUUUUAAAUAAUGUCAACAACAACAACAGCAGCAACAAUAUCAGCAAUAAUACGAAUUUAACUAAUAAUGCUUUAAAUAAUACGGUGAAUCAAAAUUCUACAGCAAAUAGUAUAGAGGACAACAAUCGCUGGACUCAAUUUCAAGUGCAACAAUUAUGGAAACAACAUGCUUCUUAUUUGAAUGGUAAAUCCACAUCGAAUAGUAAAGAAGUAAUUUGUCCCGAUGACAAAUACAAAGAAGAAGGUGAUCUCUGGAAUGUUGAGGCUCAAACGGCCUUUUUGGGUCCCAAUCUAUGGGAGAAAGCCCUACCGUAUGAUGCUGAUCUUAAGGUAACACAAUAUGCCGAUUUAGAUGAAUUUUUAUCGGAAAAUAAUAUACCUGAUGGCUUGCCUGGUACCCAUUUGGGACAUUCAAGUAGUUUGGGUCAUCGUUCAGAUUCCCUGAGUCAUGCAGCUGGUCUGUCACUGGGACUUGGACAUAUAACAACAAAACGCGAACGAUCACCAUCACCUUCAGAUUGUAUUAGUCCGGAUACCUUGAAUCCACCAUCACCAGCUGAAUCAAUAUUUGAUAUUCCAGCAUUUUCCUUUGCAUCAUCGGGGCGGGAUUUCGAUCCGCGCACUAGAGCAUUUUCCGAUGAAGAGCUCAAACCGCAACCCAUGAUAAAAAAAUCACGCAAACAAUUUGUUCCAGAUGAACUUAAGGAUGACAAAUACUGGGCCCGUCGACGAAAGAACAACAUUGCUGCCAAACGUUCACGAGAUGCCAGACGACAAAAAGAGAAUCAAAUCGCCAUGAGGGCGCGAUAUUUGGAAAAAGAAAAUGCUACAUUACACCAAGAGGUAGAGCAGCUAAAACAGGAGAACAUGGACUUACGUGCACGUCUCUCAAAAUUCCAGGAUGUGUAAUGCUAAAUAUUUCUUCUUCAUACUUUGUUACUAAAUAAUUAAUAAUUUUUAUUACAUUUUUUUUCUUAAACUUGUUUUAAUUUUCAAUAAUUAAAACAAAACACCUCCUAAAAUUUGUUAAAUUUAAAACAAAGUUUUAAAUAUUUUUUUUAAGAAACAAAAGAAAAAAACACACACAUAUAAUUGUUAAUAAUAUUUUUUAAACACUUACAAAAACAAACAAACAUUUUUACAUAUAAAAAUUUAUGUAAUUUAAAACUUAAAUUUAAUUUCCCCUUUAAUCCCCCUCAUAUUCCCCAAGCAAUAAUUUUUCUCCCCAUCUCUGUAAAUUACCAGCUACACAAACAAAUAAAAACUCAAUUAUAAAUUUA